CAGCCCGGCCGGGGCCUCCGCCUGCCCUGGGUGGGCCCCGCUGAGCCAAACGGCGGCAGCGACGACGGAGCAGCCCGCGAGCGCCCCGGGGUGGACAUUGAUCCUAUGACGCAUGCCCGGAAGAAACAGCUCUUACUUCUGAAACACUCAGCUGGUUCUGCUGGCCAAGCUUUGUCACCAAUUGACGGUGAAAAAAUGGAUAGGACUGAGACGGAGGAUAGCGAGCAAGGAAAUGGCACAGAGGGGCAAAGCUGCCAGAGUAGAUUUGCAAGCAUGAAUAAAAGCAGAAAUUCACAAGAACUCAGAAAGACGUACCCAUUGAGGAGACGGCUCAGCUCAUCGCUGGAUAAAAAAACAUGCUCAGUGAUCCUCACAAGACUGGAGGAUGUUGCUGGUUCGCUGUCCCCAGAGUCUCAGAGCGGGAUGAAAAGAGGCCUCACCACUUGUAUGGAUGACUUUAGACCUGCUUGCUUUCCAGAACAAGUUCCAGUGGUGGGAGCAGGAAAGCAUGAUUCUUCCAUGGGAAAAUGCACAAUAUCGUGUCCAGGAGCUGAGCAGGAGGGGCGCAAAGCCUUUUUUGCAGAACCUAGGAAGCGGAGGCUUGCUUCCCUGAAUGCUGAGGCUGUGAACAACCUGCUUUUUGAACGGGACGAUGGCUUAUUGUCUGGUCGGCGUUUUCGAAAAGAUUCCCCCAAAGUCAGUGGAGUUUGUUGCACUAAUAGCAUAUGUUGCAAAGCUGAGGUUGGGUGGGCCUUGGUGGAAAAGCGGAGCUCUAAAACAGUGAAGGGAAAGAACCAAAACAGAUCAAGUCUGAAGUGUGUUCCUUACAACCAGUUCUUGGAUGAUGUCUUUGAAGGGAAAAGACGGGAGGAUAGUGGGAUUUCUUAUCACCCUGCCCCGAAGAGAUUAGCUAGUCUCAAUGCUGCAGCUUUUCUGAAACUGACACAUGAAAAAGACCAACCACUGAAGCAGAGGAGUAAGUCGACUGGAGAAGGCAAGUCUGAAAACCUCAGUUCCAAAUCAAAGCUCAAGUGGGCCAAAGCCAGUGGAAAGAACUGUGUUAAAUCCAAAAAGGAAACGUCCACUAUAAGAAUAGAGGGUCAGCACAGCUGGCAAGGAGUCCCUGAGAGUGCAUUUGGAAAAGUAGUCCAUCAGGAUUCUCCUAGAAUUUAUCGGAAAACUGAAGCUAUCAAUUAUGAAUCAUUACCUAACCCUUGUGAUGGCACAGAGGGUUUCUAUCACAGACUGCCUUUGCUAAUGGGUGGGCAAGCUUCCAUGAAGCCUGAAUAUGGAAGGCCAGGAGAGAAAUCUCCUACCCCAAAACAGGAAUUUCAUCAGCCUUCCUUCCCAGUACCUCAGUUCCAUCCUUUGCCUAUGCCAGGAAAUCCUCCAGAUUGUGGCUGUCUCUACGAAUCGUCGGACUUGACUCCAUUGAAUGGAUUUUAUGUUUAUUAUGGCCAAAGCGGAUACAAUACUUACACUCAUUGCUCCGUUUACCCGAAGGAUGACUUAUCGCAGGCAACGGGUUGUGAGGGGCUUUUGGUAUCUCCAGGUUCCUUACCAUCAGACCCCUCAUUUCAGCCAUUUCACUGGUGUAACUCUCCAUACUGUUGUGGGGAAGGACCGACAAUUAACAGUUACAGCCUUUGUGGAGUUAUGCAUGUACCAGAAAGCAGAAUUGGUAGUGUGCAUACAGGGCGGAAUGGCUACCCUUAUAAGAUGCCUUUUGCAGCAGACAGCUGCAAGCCCCUGGACCAGCUGAGCCUCACAAUCCCUGUGGCAGGACACCCUGUUUCACCUGCCCACCCUCUCUCAGGAUGUCCGGUGCCCAGUGUGCCACCAGCUGCAGAGCCUGUUCCUCACUUGCAGACACCCAACUCAGAGCCCCAGACUAUGGCCCGUGAAUGCCCACAGAGCUCCAAGCCUCCCAGCGGCUCUAAAUCAGGCCUCCGUAAUACUACAAGCUGUUUACAUGUGUCCGACAGCAAAACAGUUGGGGGUCACUCUCAUCCAAAGCAGCAGCGCAUCAACCGGAGGAGGGCCACAAACGGCUGGAUACCCAUUGGAGCGGCUUCCGAGAAGGCAGUCUAUGUUGUGAAUGAACCAGAGCCAGCUGUUCGUAAGAGCUACCAGGCUGUGGAGAGAGACGGAGAGAUCAUCCGAGUCCGAGACACAGUCUUGCUGAAAUCAGGACCACGAAAGAAAUCUAUGCCUUAUGUGGCAAAGAUAUCUGCCCUGUGGGAAGACCCCAAAACAGGGGAACUGAUGAUGAGCCUCCUGUGGUAUUACAGGCCGGAGCACACUCAGGGAGGCCGCAAUCCUAGCAUGCAUCAGAAUGAGAUUUUUGCAUCCCGACAUCAGGAUGAAAACAGUGUUGCCUGCAUUGAGGAGAAGUGCUAUGUUCUGACCUUUGCAGAGUACUGCAGAUUUUGUGCCUUGGCAAAGCGUCGUGUUGAAGGCAUCCCAGGCAAGAAAACAGUGAUGGUUCCUCCAUCAGAAGAAUAUGCCACCCCUGCACAUCGCAAGGUUCCAGAGGACACUGAUCCAGAGUUGGUUUUCCUCUGCCGUCACGUCUACGACUUCAGACAUGGACGCAUCUUGAAGAACCCACAGUAAUGGAGCUCUGCAGCUGUGGGGUUGACAAGGGGCAGCAGAGAGCCAAGGGCAGGCUGACCUCAAGGCCUGUGGACAUUCCUCCUCUUGCGGGGCCCGGCCCACAGGCACAGCACUCUGCCCUCGGCAUUUGGAGCAGAUUUCCUGUUAAGGCAGAUGUUCAAAGCACAGCACUUCUUCUAAAGAGCAUAAAUGAGAAUAUAUAUCUAUAAAUGUGUGUGUGUGUAUAUAGAUAUAGGUACUGCCUUCUGUAGAUCUAUAUCUAUAUAUGUGCAACAAGCUUCAUAUAUUGGGGGAGGGGGGAAGGGGAGGAUGGUCCAGGGGAUAAAAGCCAGUAAAUUGAAGAAUCCAGAGCCAGACUUGGUGGGGAUGGCUAGAACGUAAGAAGGGAAAUGUUAGUGCAGGAGCAGGUCAGGCUGCGAUCGGUCCCUGAACUCAUGUCCUUAUAUGAAGGGUAAGGUAAGGGCAGAGGCCCUUGUGAUUGGCAUAAUGCUUGAGGCGAGUUCCUGUUUUGGAGACGUUGGCAUACUGAGUAACCCUCCUACAUGCUGAACAUGUUUCUCUUUGUAUGGGCAAAAGGACCACGCUCAAGGUUGCUUAUUUCCUAUGGCUGUCCAGGCAGAUUGCGACUUUCCUUGCUGGCUGUGAGCUUCAUCUCUGAAGUGGGAAAGCUGUAAUAGGAUUACCUCACACCAUUGUGAAAAGCUGCAUAUCGUUCUAUGGCUGUGGUCCUAAAGUUAGCUGUACAUUCCAUUGACAUCAGUGGGAUUUACUUCCAAGUAAAUGUGAUCAAGAUUCAGAUAUAAGGCAACAGGGCCCAACCUUUGAGGAUGCCUUUUGUUGGGGGUGGGCAUCUGGAAAGCUCCCAGAGUAUGAAGUUUGAGUGACAGCUGCUACAAUACAGAUCUCUUCCUUCCUUAAGUCUGGAGAGGCAUCCCUUCUGUUGGUAGAAGUAGUUUGUAUUCUUUCCCAUCGCAAUUUCAUUGUCUUUGCUGUCAUUCAUGAAGCCAGAGUCAAGUAAUGACAGUGUACCGCUUACAUGGCAUUCUUUCAAACAGGUAUCUUAACCUGACCAGUUUAAUCUGGUGUGCUCUUGCCUGUCUACCUCUCUUCUCUCCCAGCCUCCCCAGGUUUGUACCAUUGUCCAUCUGAACAGGCCCACCAAGGUGAAACUCUUGGGCUCCCCAAAGGAACUGAUCGAGGAGAGGUUUGCAUUUUGACAAACUGCUACCUGAUUCCCACAGAUAACUUCUGCCUCUUGCCUUACAUGUAUAGCUCUUAGAAAUACCUUAGUUUAGCUUUAACACAAAGCUAUUUCAGUUAAUUCUAAAGUAAACCAAAGGACAGCAUAAGAAGAGUCCACUGAAUCAGUCACACAAAGCUGGGAUUCCAUUUGUAGAUUGCACUAAUUCUAAAGAAUGAGAAUCAACACUGUAUCAGUCCGUGUACCUGCUGACGGUCAGAGUCGCUCACCUGUACUAGGGACCUACGUUUUGGGGUGGGGUGGGGUCUGAACUAGUGUUAAAUGAUAUAGAAGUGUUCCUACGGCUUUAAUAUUGUCGUCUUUUCAAGUAGAAGUAGCACUACCUGUACUUGCCCACAGGCUAGAAUCGAGAGUGUGGCCACCUGUGCUCUACGCCUGCCUGCCUGCCUGCCUGCCUGCCUGCCUGACCUGGAGAAAGUAGCCCUGCCAUGUUCAGUUCCUUGUGCAUUAACACAAGUGGUAUCUACAGAUUUGCUCUACAUACCAAAGAGGGGAAAGCGACAGGGAGAGACAAGUUGAAAAGGUCAAAGCCCAUGGUAGUUGUCAUGCCUCCAGGUCACAAGGGGAUGAUUCCUGCUAUACCCUGGUAGGAAACUGUUUAUUCCUGCUGUGAAGGGAAACCUCCCAUCCUAAUUCUGAGCAAUGGUCAUUGGUUAAUCCAAGCUUGCAAGCGCCACAGUAAUGGUUUUCUCAUUGCUUGGGCAUGUAAAAGGCCUCUUGAAGUUACUAGUGCUACAAAGUGCAUCUUGUUACAGCGCAGGCAUGGAGAGAAGCUUCCCUAUGACUUUUCACUCAAGCCAGUGAGAGUAUCACAGAAGGGGAAGCUCUGAUUUGACAGAAGGGUAGAAUUGGCAUCACUCGUUGCAGCCUAGUGGUAAGCAGGAGUGGUUUGGGAGCAAUAUUGUAGGUUCUUUAGCGGCUGCCUGUUCUUCCAUUUGCCUGGUUGAAGAGGGAAUUAUAGAGAAAGAAAGAAAGAAAGAAAGAAAGAAAGAAAGAAAGAAAGAAAGAAGCAACUGGAAUAGGGAAUGUUCCCAGAACGAGAUCAGUAAGAGUUGUGUGUUUAGGAGCUGGAUAGUCUGUUCUAUGCAGAAUCAGAUUUGGGAUUCCUUUCUGCUGUGAUUGGGGGGCGGGGGAAGAAACCAUGUUGCUAAGGUUCCUCUUUUAUGAAAAGAGUUACAUUGUUUGUGAUGUGGUGACAGGAAUCCUCAAAACAUUUAAUUCAGAGUCACAUUCAAGGUGGUCCUGCCCCUUGAGAGAGGUUAUGAGAUGUGGCAUCAGAAACCAGAGAAACUUCUGAAAACCUGAUUUCUGCUGCUGCUUCCUCUAACACCUUUUUCCUGUCUCCUCUCCAGGCAGGAAAAAAAUGUCCAAAACAAAGGAAAGUAUAUAUUCCCAGGUUCUGGGAUGGGUUAGGAGACCCCUUUCUGGAGAGGAGAAACCCUGUCCCUUUCUUGCUUCUGAUAUUGUCAGAAUCUACUUCAGGCCAAGAAUAUUGUUUAAAGACUUGUGUGGUUGUUUUAUGCUGUUUUGCAGGCAGCAUGUAAAUGAUUUGAAAUGUCUUAUCUGAAAUGAAAAUAUUUCAUGCUUUUUUAAUCUAUUAGAUAUGGAAAUAUUUUUGAAACUGAAAAUGCAGUCAGUAGAAUUUUAAUUGAAAAUGUAAUACAUGUAAAAUAUAUUUUAGUUGAUAAUUUUGUAAAAUGCACUUUUGUGUCUCUUCCCUUGUUUCCCAGAUCUGUAUUUCAGUGUUUACAGAUGGAAUGAGAACAUUCCCUAUACCCUUCUUCUGUGAAAAAGAUAUAUUAGAAGUAAUUCUUAAAAAUAAAUUUGAGAAAUUGUAUUGAUUUAGAAAACAA
Messenger RNA from Varanus komodoensis (Komodo dragon), 5730 nucleotides. RefSeq names its product bromo adjacent homology domain containing 1 (gene BAHD1). Lineage: Eukaryota; Metazoa; Chordata; Lepidosauria; Squamata; Varanidae. The coding region runs from base 106 to 2616 and encodes 836 amino acids. The record is from RefSeq and is a predicted model, not a curated record. Gene Ontology annotation, molecular function: chromatin binding. The transcript is spliced from 7 exons.